AUGGCGCUCGUAACACCGUCCAGCCCGUAUGACAAUGUCAACACUGCUGAUCUCUAUACCGUCAAGUUCGACAAUCUUUUUGAUGGAGACGAGCAAGAGUUGACGACUCUGUUAAAGGCCUGCGAGAGGGACGGCUUCUUCUAUCUGGAUCUUCAGGGCUCGGGCUCUGGGAAACUGUGGAAGGACUUGGACCGAGUGGGCGAAAUUGCCAAGCGCUGGUUCGCUCAGCCCGCCGAAGUCAAACUGGAGACUCCAACAUUAUCGCUGGCACAUGGAUUUAAGGCUACCGGUAACCAGUCCGGGGCAGUUGAGUCACUCAGAGAUGGCUUCGAAGCUUUGAAAAUUGGUAGAAACGAACUGCUCGGCCGCUGGGCGCUUCCCUCGGUUGUCCAGGACAACUUGCCCCUAUUCGACCAGUUCAACGCCUCCUGUCACUUUAUCUUGAAACUCCUCCUGGACUGUCUCUCAGACGGUUUGAAUCUCAAAGGAAGCGCCCGUCUAGACACCUAUCACCGCGACGACGCCCGCUCCAAGAGCACUCUUUACUUUUUGCACUACCCGCCCGGCACCGAGAACCUGGAAGAAGUCGGCCAGAACAUGCACACCGACAUUGGUACGCUGACCCUCCUCUUUGCACCACAAUGGGGCCUCCAGGUCGUGUCGCCCGUAACAGGCGCCUGGGAGUACGUCAAGCCUCGGCCGGGACACGCAAUUAUCAAUGUCGCCGACACUCUGAGGUUCCUAUCCAACAAACGCUUCCGCUCGGCGCUGCAUCGCGUCCUUCCACUAGGUGGUAUCCAGCAGGAAGAUCGCUACGCAGUUUCGUAUUUCUUGAGGGCGUCGGAUGCCACUGAGUUCAAGGACAGCAAUGAUAAAGAGUCGAAUGCCAAGAACUGGUACCUGACAAAGUAUGAGACGUAUGAGCUACCGCACGAUAUUCAGGGCAAGGAAACCGUGCUGUCGGGGGGGAUGGCGCAGGAACUGCGGGUCACGUUUUGA
Molecule: messenger RNA, 999 nt
Organism: Fusarium vanettenii 77-13-4
Lineage: Eukaryota; Fungi; Ascomycota; Sordariomycetes; Hypocreales; Nectriaceae
Exons: 3
Coding region: 1-999 (332 amino acids)
Molecular function (GO): dioxygenase activity
Source: RefSeq, a predicted model, not a curated record